Pocillopora meandrina is the source of this 7049-nucleotide messenger RNA. Lineage: Eukaryota; Metazoa; Cnidaria; Anthozoa; Scleractinia; Pocilloporidae. The record is from the annotation of a GenBank genome assembly.
AGAGGAACAACGCAAAAUCCGCCAGAUCUUCAAUUGUGGUAGUUAUUAAACCGUUUUCUGAUUGUUUUAAGACCCAAGAUGUCUCUUUUUGCUUGUACUAAUUGUAACAGCCGCCAUCCAUUUGAACAACUUUCUAAAGGAGAUCAACUUUGUAAGGUAUGUUGUAAUAUUCAUUAUUGUUUCGCACGAUGAUUUUAGAACUGUCACCUCCGUUAGGUAUUUAGUUAACGUAUGGUAAAUUCAAUUAGUUUGUUGCUUCGCUUAAAGAUUUAAUUUCGACCUACAUCUGUCUGUUAGUCACAGUGGAAAAAGGUCGAUUCCUGCUGUCGUUUGUUGUGUAAACGAUUGAAAUUAGUUAAGCUGAGCUUUUUUCGAGGCAGAUUAGAGUUCCGGGCAUCAAGCGAGUAAUGGUAAAGCUCUGUUAGAUUGGUGAUGUCAACAUGAUAGCCGGCUCUUAGCCAGUAGGGGGAACGCGGAGUUAUCAAGCCGAUUCUUUAGGGACUAUUUUUUCCAAUUUCUCCAAACUUCGUCCUUGUAAAAAUAAGUGUAUGCCUGCAGGAUGCUUUUUAUUCAAAAUCCUUUUGAAUAAAAGUAAAAUGAAGACCUGACUUUUUUUCACGAUUGGUUUUCUACACAACGAUUGUUAGGCAAGUGAGUUGUCAUCACGUGAUUCAGGGUUAUUAGAGAAGAAACCCCUAAGUCAGCUGGUAUUUUGACUGGUAAUGUUCGCUGCUGAGACAGUAUUGUCUCAGUAAUAAAUAUUUGGCCAAGAAGUGAAGCUUCGAGGGCAAAUGUGAAGAUAUAAAUGAUAUGGACAUUAUUGGGCGACAUACCAGCAAGCCAGAAUGGGAUUUAUUUACAAGUAUUUUAUAACCCUCUCGUUGAGUCGACAGCAAAUUUUGUUGACUUUUUAAUACUUCCUGCAGUGACAUUUGAGAUCAGCUUUUCUAUGUCAUCAUCACUGGACUUGCAAAAUGGGUUUCUUUUUUCUUUCAUGUAACAUAAUGUACAGCUUGACCUAUAUUAAACAGCACCCUAAAAAGCCAUCACCCUGUAUUAAGCAUUUGGUUGUCAAAGUCCCAAAAAUUUAUCCAUUAAGCACUGUAAUUUUAACCUCUAUCAAGUGGUUACUUUUAUUGAGCGGUCAUGCUUGAUUGAGUCCCAACAGCGCACUCUUAUUGUCUUACACCUAAAUUGAAAGGUCACUUACAGCUGAGCUCCUCAAAUGAAACUAAGAAUAAUUUCUCUUAUCAAAUUUUUUAUCAAGUUUAUCUUCGGAAACAAUGUAUGUGCUUUGAGUUUAAAUGUGCUUACUGCACUGCAGAUUAUGUUUCUCUUUAAGGACUGUUUGGACAAACUGCUUUUCUUAUCUUGUCAAGCUCUUACUAUGUGGUUGGCUGUGGAUGAAAAAGUGAAAUUCUUGUGCUGGCUUUUAUCAGCUGGCUUUGAUUCUUUUUGAGGGAAAUAAUUUUAGGACAAAUAUUGAUGUAGAUGGUGGUGAUGACUGUCCAGUAAUUUUGCACCACAUGUUGUUAAGCAUCCACAAGAAUCAGGCUAAAAUUAGUGGGUGAGUCAUAAUUGAUAAUAGAUCAGCAGAAGUUUAUCAAUCUGCGUUGCAAAUUUUGCUCAACUUUAAUUUCAAUUAAAGUUUGCUCUUUCAAGAUUAGUUUAUCUUCUUUUAGCCAAGCAAAGUAUCUCCUAUAUCUUAAGCCACUAUUGUAACCAUUUCCAUCUCUCUUCUUUCAUUAUUUCAUAGGAUUGCAGAAAGACAUUUCCAUUGGUAACUUGUACUUAUUGCCGUUUAGAGUUUCAUCUCCUCAGGUCAGUUCAUGUAAAUCAAUCAAACAGUUGGUCAGUCACUCUGAGUCAGUCAGUCACAGAGUCAGACAGCGAGUCUUUGAAUUAGACGAUCAACCAUCAAUCUGGUCAGUGUGUCAGCUAAUUAGUCAAUCAGUCAUUUAGCCAGUAAAUUAGUAGGUCAGUGAGUGAGUUGGUCAAUAAUUCAGUCAGCGAAUCAAACAUUGAGUCAGUCAAUCAAUCAGUGAGUCAUUGAGUUAGUCAGUCAUUGUGUUAGUCAGUGAGUAAGUCAAUUGAUAGUCAGUCUGUGAGUCAGUCAGUAGGUCAGUCAGCAAGUCAGUUAAAAGGCCAGUCAGUUAGUCCACAAGUUUGUCAGUCAGUGAGUUAGUCAGUUUGUCAGUAUGCCAGUCAGUCUGUUGGUCAAUCUCUUCUUCAGUUUGUUGUGCACUGAAUAAAAUAAUAGGCAGUUAAAUAAGCUUCAAACUGAUUACAAGUUAUCCUUAAAACAAUCUCAAUUAACUUUGGAAAUCAUCAAAAAAGGUAAAUUUUACAUGUACCUAAUAACCCUUGAACCCCUAAGAGUGACUAGUAUCUAAUUUCUCCUUACAAUAUCACCCCCAAAUCACACAUUAAGGUAAUGAGAAUAAAGGAAAUGGUCACCAACUAGAGAAGCUCAGGAUUAUGAAACAAAUUCUCCUGAUCAGCAUCUUAGGGAAUAUAUGGGGAGCAGUAUGGAGAAUAUGCAUACUGAUGUUAGGGUAGAAAGGGUUAAGUCUAUUGCCAUUAGAAGCACUAGAUACACAAUUAGAAUUUAGACAUUUGUUUUAAGGUGUUUUUGGUACUGGGGUAACUGCUGAAGUUCCUGAAAUAGUUAUUAAGUACAUUUUUUAUCAAUUUAAUAUUCAGAAUUGUACUGUUAGUGAUAAUUGGGUUUCAGGUAGUUGAUUUAAUUUUGAUUUUUAAUUUUUCAGGAGCACUGAAAAAGAUCCAAUUUGCAAGAAAUGCAGCUACAACCUUAAAACAUAUGGCCAGGUAAGGUAUAGAUCAGUGCUAAUUGUACGAAUACAUUGUUACUGCUGUACUUGGUAAGAAUUUUAAUGCACUCUUUCUAGCAAAGUUUUAGCAAAGUUAAAAUUAUGAUUUUCUUUAAUUAUUUUUUUAUCUUUUUUUUAGCCAUCUUGUUGUGAAUACUGCAAUAUAAGAGCAGCAUUUGAUGGAACAAAGUGCUCUAGGUAAUAAAGUACAAGAAAUCAUUUUACCUUUCUCUUUUAUUUGACAUGAAAUAUGUAUAAUUAUACAACUGCUUUACCAUACACUUUGAUGAGAAAAUUGAUCUUUUUUAUGCCAUCUUAAGUGUAAUUCACAUUGUCCCAAUGUCUUGCUCAGGUGGAAAUGGCUUGCCUUGCACUGUUCCAGGGCAAUUUAAGUACACUUUAUUUGUAUGUACAAUUGUAUUAAGUGUCACAUGUCAUCAAAGUACAACUUAACUUUUGCACAUUAAGUGAUGUCAUCUGACAAUUCUGCAACAGUCAUCACAAUUGGAAAACUACAUGUAUUAUGUAUGAAGCAUGUUUCAAUGAAACAAAUAAACAAUAAAUUUCACCAUAGGACUUGCUCAUCUACCUGCCAUUUACCUUCUACAGUACUUGUAUGUGCUGGAGGUUUGUACUUCUAUAACUUCAUCUUUGUGUCAAGUCUUGGGCACUACUCUUACAGACUUCUUCUUAGAUUUGCAUACAGCCCACAGCUUAAAUUAUAAAUGGCUUUUGCACAGAGGAAAAAUUUGUUGUGAAGGGAGUAUGGUUUUUCUUGACAAGCUUAGUUCUUCUCAAAAAUCAAGAAAGUAAUGCUCUCUUAGGUGUUUGAGUUCAGAAAAGAAGUAUGGUGCUCCUGUAGCUUGUGAACAGUGCAAGCUGAACUGUGCUUUCCAGAAGACUACAGAGUCAAGGGAAAAGGUCAGAAAAGGUUUCUUUUGACAAGAUAGAAGUGGUGUCAUAUGAGAAUAACAAUGUUGCAAUGCUUGCAGGCUUGUUAAGGGGUGGAAAUCCAAUUUGCUACAGAUAUAAAUUUCUCACAGAAGGUACUCAAAUACAUUAAGUAAUAGUCUAACUUCUUGUAGAACUGUGCACAGAAUUCUAUUGAAAGUUUGAUGUGGUGUGCAUCAUACAAGACAGUAGUGUGGUGUCUUUGAGUUUAAAAUGCCAAUUGCUAGUGCUGAAUAUCUUUUGAGGGAAAAAAAACAAGAAAAGUCAACUGAAAAUACGUAAAUGAUGAAUAACAAUCCUUCUUGGGGGGUCUGUUGGGCUCAAGGUAAUAUCUGAUCUAAGUUAUCGUAUAGUGUACUGUGAAGAUGACAAAUAUUGAUGGAGAACAUGAUCAGAUACAAUUUUUUAUCUAAAGAUUCUCGCCUUCUCAAUAAUGCAAGAAGCCCCAAGGCAUAGCCAAUAAGGCUCAAUGAAUCAGACUUGAUGAAUUCAACUGACCUUAAAGUUAGACUUCAUUUUUAUUUUUUAGGUUGAUGGGAAAAUGCUUUGUCUUUUAUGUACAUUAUCAUAUAAAAGAAUAUUACACAAAACCAAAAAGGGAGAGAAAAGGCCCAGUGGAAAAGAUCAUAGAAGAGACAGGUACAUAUUAAUUAUAUUUACUCUGUAAUGCCUGAGAGUGACAAGCAUGUAAAUUAUCUGUACAGUAUCACCCCUGAAUGGUCACAAGAAUAAAAGAAAUGAUCACAGACUAAAGGAGCUCUACAUUUUUAAACAAAUUCUCCUUGUCAGCAUCCUAGGGAAUGUAUUGAGAAUAGUGAGGAGAAUAUACACUUAGUGACCCAGUUUGGGUUUAAAUCCAGACCUUUCAAACAGUACUGCAAUAAAAUAAUUGAUAAGCCACUCCAUGAUCCCCACUAGGACUCUGUUUAUCCCAAAUAGUACAUACGACUGUGAAUUAUUACUAAUUUGUUUUUUAAACUAGGAAAGACAGACAUACGAAGAUUGCCAAAACUGAGAACAGUGACAGUCCUAAAGAUGGCAAGCCAGGAUCAGCUGCUGCCGCUGCUCUGGAGAGGAUUGGCAGUGCACGAAAUAGUCCUUUGACAAUUGCCUUGUACAGUAGUAUGUACAAGUAAGUUCAUACUGUUGUCUUUGCCAUGAAGUGGAAUACAUGUAGUAUGUGGUGUCUACAAAUGAUCAGAACUGUAGCAAGGUCCUUCCAGACUGUUGAUGCUGAUGCUAAAAUUUACAUGACAUUGUAUUAAUUUUUGUAUGAUAUUAAAAAUGUUUGCAGUGAUGCCUCAAGUGAACCUAUUGCACUGGAGUCACACAUAACUGAACUUACAGAACUAAAAGAACAGGUAUUGUGUAAAGUUAGUUAUUCACUAAGAUUAAUGUUUAAUAAUUAUGUAAUAAAAACAAAUGUAUGAGUAAGGAUAAUUGUGUACCAGAAUUUGCAAUAAAUUAAAGCAGGAUGCUCAGAUAUACUCAGACAUCAAAAUUACAUUUUUACCAAUACCUUCAAAUUUACAUUGCAUUCCCAACCUUUCUCCCAUGAACAGAGAACCCAAUAUUUUGGUCACAAGUAAAUUAGAGUUUUACUAAUAUAGUUUGUUUUUAUUGCAUUAUUUUCCCUAUGGUUAGAACACUAUUUUAAUUUCCUAUUCUGUAAGGGAUUUAGCUAACUUUAGGGGCAAAAGAAAGAUUCUAUUUGUAUCAAGUGUCCACUAGAAUAAUGUGAGGGGGUUGGCAUAGAAAUAUGAAUUGUUACUAACAAUCCAGCCAGGUGCUUUUACUUGCUUCUCUGUGCAAUGAAUUUCAUUUGCUUUUCUCCUUGGUCAAAUCAAGAUGUUUAUAUCCUGUUUUUUUUGUCAACGAGGUGGUGAAUCUCAAAAAGCAGUUGCAACAGAAGGAACAGGCAUUGAUUGAGAAGGAAAAAAAGGUGAUCAAUGUAUAUGUGUCUGUGCUCCCAUCCUAAAGGCAUAUUUUGUCAUUGGACACAUAAUCAGUUAAUAUGUAACUGUUUACAUCUACAAGAGUUAACUAGAGGCCUUUCAGGGUGAGAAUGGACUUUACAAUGUAUUUGUCUUUGAAUUCUUCCUUACCAGUUUGGAGAGCAGGAGAGGACAGGGGGUUAAGGAUUUAGGACUCCUCCGUAAAAAACCUCAGUCUAUAAAAAACUAUGUGGGAGGCUAAUUACAGAUGGCUUUUCUUUGUGAUUUAGUUAACUGAACUGAAGGCUGAUCAUUGGGAAAAAGAAAAGGAAUUGAGGCAGAAAAUGGUUCAAAUGCAGAAACAGCAAGCAGAGAGGAUGGAAGGCCUGCAGGUUGGUACUUUUGAAAUGUCUUUCGUUUACAGUAUGAUUCUAAAUAUUUUAUCUUCAACAAAGUUUGGGUCACUCGUUUAUACUUUUUUGACUCACUUUCAUGGUUGAAAUUUGAAAAUAAUUGAAUACAACAUGAAUUUACUAGAUUUAAUUAUAGACAAGUGCACUUUAACAUGAUGAUGAAUGUGCUCUACACAACAGAAUGACGUAUUUGUUUAUUUAUUAGAAUUUUCAUUUCUCAGUGAGUACUAAAAAUGUAGUUCUAAUGUUUAAACUGAUUAAUUCACUUACAGACAGAAAACAGAAAUCUCAAAAAGCAGAUUGCAACACUGUCAAAAGGAAAAGACAAGCAAAUUACAACCUCAGGAUGAAUGCUGUCCAUGUCCAGCUUUUUAGAUUAAUUGCCCUAAAUUUUAACAGAAUAUUUACUGCUGCAAGAAUGAGUAAGACUUGCCCAGGAAUGCAACCAUAAGAUUUUAAUUUUCUAUAAUUUAUUUUUAAAAUCACAUAUUAUUAUAGAUUGUACCAAUUAUGUGGAAUAAGAUCACAUGUAGACUUAGUUUAGAUAACCUGAGAAUGGUAAUUCCUUGCCACAUAAAUGAUAGCUAGUAAGCGUCUCCAACCCACAAGAAAAUAGGAGACCAACUUGUAAGCUGUAAGUGAGGAGAGACAAAUCAAAACAGGUUAUUGGUAUCUUUUCAAUUUUUUAACCUGGUUGACAUACUUCAGAACCUUUUUUUGUGAAAAAAACAAACAAGAGUGGUACAUGUGUAAUACAUCUGAAGAAACAGGCUUAAAUGUGUCCCUUGAGAGUUCAAGUGUGAGGAGUUGCCCUCUUGUGUGUGGGUAUGCUGUUGGACAUUUCAGGCAAUAGAAGACUAAUUUCUCUCACCAAAUGAUUCAAUGAUGUGGCUCCUCACCACAUAUAAUUAGUAUGCUGU